This is a messenger RNA of Didymodactylos carnosus, 273 nucleotides long. NCBI's taxonomy places the organism in Eukaryota, Metazoa, Rotifera, Eurotatoria, Philodinida, Philodinidae. The record is from the annotation of a GenBank genome assembly.
AUGGAAGUUGAAGGUGUUGAUACACAAGUUGAAUUAUACAUUCCACGAAAAUGCUCAGCAUCAAAUACAAUUAUAGCUGCUAAAGAUCAUGCAGCCAUUCAACUUGAUAUUGCCGAUAUUGAUGAACAAACCGGUCGUAUAACGGGAAAAUCAAGAACAUAUGCAAUUUGUGGAUCAAUUCGAAUGAUGGGUGAAUCUGAUGAUUCCAUUACACGAAUGGCAUUAAGAGACGGUUUAUUAGCUAAAAAUUUUGGUGCAAAUGACAAUAAAUGA